This is a messenger RNA of Tilletiaria anomala UBC 951, 551 nucleotides long. Its product is annotated as ubiquitin-like protein. Gene Ontology annotation, biological process: protein sumoylation. Gene Ontology annotation, molecular function: ubiquitin-like protein ligase binding; protein tag activity. Gene Ontology annotation, cellular component: septin ring; nucleus. The transcript has 7 exons. NCBI's taxonomy places the organism in Eukaryota, Fungi, Basidiomycota, Exobasidiomycetes, Georgefischeriales, Tilletiariaceae. The record is from RefSeq and is a predicted model, not a curated record. The coding region runs from base 59 to 349 and encodes 96 amino acids.
GAAGAUAGUCAACGUGCACAUCCUGAACGCUAAAUAUUAGAGGUCCAAUUUCGUCAACAUGAGCGACGCCGAGCAGAAUAUCAAGCCGGAGACUUCUGAGGACAACCAGCUAAAUAUCAAGGUCAAGGAUGCUGAUGGAUUCGAGGUCUUCUUCAAGGUCAAGAAGACCACAAAACUCUCAAAGCUGAAGAAGGCAUACGCUGAGCGAAUGGGAAAACCAGUAUCGUCAGUCCGUUUCAUGUUUGAUGGCGCCCGAGUGAACGAUGAGGACACUGCAGACACGCUUGGGUUGGAGGAUCAGGACGAGAUCGACGCGAUGAUCGAGCAGCUCGGUGGCAUGAGUCUUUGAGACUCAUCUGCACAUAUGCUUGACCGGCACUUUCUCGGGGUCACCAGCGGACAUGCGAGCGCGUCGUAUAAAGGGGUGGCUCUUCUGCGCGAUGUGCCUGCUGCACACUGCCUGUUGUAAUGUAUGCGGAAUGGCCGCUUGCAGAGCGCCUUCCGGCCACGGGGAAUGUCAGGCAGGCAAAUGGAUUGGCAAUGAAGAGAAA